This is a messenger RNA of Paramecium sonneborni, 2157 nucleotides long. The record is from the annotation of a GenBank genome assembly. NCBI's taxonomy places the organism in Eukaryota, Ciliophora, Oligohymenophorea, Peniculida, Parameciidae.
AUGAAUUCUGCUUUUUUGAAAUAAAUAGAAGAAGAGAAUAAGAUUCUAGAAUAAGAAUUAUCGUAAUUAUUAAGGUAGGAGGCAGUGAGAUUUUCAUUUAGCCAAAAAUGUUCAAAAGAAGAAAAUGAGAAUAAUAGUGAAAAUGUGAAUCCAAAUUUUAGAAAUGAAAAAGGAAUUUUGAGUAAAAUUGAUGAAGAAACAGAGGAAGAAUAACCAAAUCGAAUUGAACCUCAUCGAUUAUUGGAAUCUCCAUAUAAAUCAGGUCCAUAUAAAUUUGAAAAUAAUUAGGAAUCAAUAAUAGAUAAUUUAUAAGACUCCAUAAAUAAUUAUAUGGAGAAAAGAAAUUGCAGUAUUGCUGACAUUUAGAGUAAUAGAAAUUCACAAAAAAAUAUUGAAAAUACAACAAAAUAAAUAAAAUCAUUAGAGAUGCGAUUAUCUGGAACAAGAGAAGCUUUAAAAUCAAUGGAAAAGGAAAUAAAAGAAAAAAACAUAAUCAUUUAAAAUCUUUAAAUUGAUUUGGCAAAGAAGCAAAAAUAAAUUGAAUUAUUAUCAAAACAAUCUAAUAAUUCUACAUCAACGCCAUCAAAAAGCGAAUUUAAUAAUGAAAGUUUUUAAGAAAUAAAAAAAUAGUGUAAGGAGUGGGAAAAGAAAUAUUAGGAAUGCGAGGCUUGUUUAAAGGAAAAUAAAAAAUAUACAUAAAGACUUUAAGAAUUAAAUUAACAACUAUUAUAUAAAUUAAAAUAAUAUGAAUCAGAAAAAGAAUUAUAAACAAAUGAAUUGGAUUAGUAAAAGAAUAUUAAUAGUUAAAUUUACUAAACAAAUUCAAGUAUUCUGAAUAAGUAUUUAUAAAUUUUAGUAAUAUAGAUAUGAACAAAUAAUUAAAUCUUAAUAAGAUUAAAUUCAAUAAGAGGAUGAAAAAUAUAGGCAAUUAGAAAGAAAAUAUGAUGAAUUAAAAAUAAAUAGUGAAUAAUUUUUGUUAAAUUCUCNGUUCUAUUGCUCUGUUUAAGAUAGACUAAGAAUAUAACAAUGUAGAUUUUAUAAUUUUAACAGUGUUUGGAUCAAAUACAAUAAGUAUAGAAAUAUGUAUUAUAAAUUUUUAAAAUUAAAUGAAUUCUGCUUUUUUGAAAUAAAUAGAAGAAGAGAAUAAGAUUCUAGAAUAAGAAUUAUCGUAAUUAUUAAGGUAGGAGGCAGUGAGAUUUUCAUUUAGCCAAAAAUGUUCAAAAGAAGAAAAUGAGAAUAAUAGUGAAAAUGUGAAUCCAAAUUUUAGAAAUGAAAAAGGAAUUUUGAGUAAAAUUGAUGAAGAAACAGAGGAAGAAUAACCAAAUCGAAUUGAACCUCAUCGAUUAUUGGAAUCUCCAUAUAAAUCAGGUCCAUAUAAAUUUGAAAAUAAUUAGGAAUCAAUAAUAGAUAAUUUAUAAGACUCCAUAAAUAAUUAUAUGGAGAAAAGAAAUUGCAGUAUUGCUGACAUUUAGAGUAAUAGAAAUUCACAAAAAAAUAUUGAAAAUACAACAAAAUAAAUAAAAUCAUUAGAGAUGCGAUUAUCUGGAACAAGAGAAGCUUUAAAAUCAAUGGAAAAGGAAAUAAAAGAAAAAAACAUAAUCAUUUAAAAUCUUUAAAUUGAUUUGGCAAAGAAGCAAAAAUAAAUUGAAUUAUUAUCAAAACAAUCUAAUAAUUCUACAUCAACGCCAUCAAAAAGCGAAUUUAAUAAUGAAAGUUUUUAAGAAAUAAAAAAAUAGUGUAAGGAGUGGGAAAAGAAAUAUUAGGAAUGCGAGGCUUGUUUAAAGGAAAAUAAAAAAUAUACAUAAAGACUUUAAGAAUUAAAUUAACAACUAUUAUAUAAAUUAAAAUAAUAUGAAUCAGAAAAAGAAUUAUAAACAAAUGAAUUGGAUUAGUAAAAGAAUAUUAAUAGUUAAAUUUACUAAACAAAUUCAAGUAUUCUGAAUAAGUAUUUAUAAAUUUUAGUAAUAUAGAUAUGAACAAAUAAUUAAAUCUUAAUAAGAUUAAAUUCAAUAAGAGGAUGAAAAAUAUAGGCAAUUAGAAAGAAAAUAUGAUGAAUUAAAAAUAAAUAGUGAAUAAUUUUUGUUAAAUUCUCGAGAUCUUAAAUCUUAAUAUGAACAUAUGCUAAAUACUUUAUAGUCAAUUGCAAAUAGUUAUUGA